Molecule: messenger RNA, 1242 nt
Organism: Lindgomyces ingoldianus
Lineage: Eukaryota; Fungi; Ascomycota; Dothideomycetes; Pleosporales; Lindgomycetaceae
Product: NAD(P)-binding protein
Exons: 2
Coding region: 1-1242 (413 amino acids)
Source: RefSeq, a predicted model, not a curated record
AUGCCUCUUCCCAUCCUCGCUCAAGCACUGUUCGAGGGCAUAUCCUCUAUACCUGCGGGAUGGACGAUAGUCAAAGUCGUACCAAGCCUUCUUCUCCUUUACAUUCUAAAACGGUUCUUCAAUGGCACAGCCAACACCUCCGAGCGGAAUAUGCAUUCGAAAGUGGUCAUCAUAACAGGAGGAACUUCUGGUAUAGGCGCUGAAGUUGCCAAAGAGCUCGCGUCUCGCGGUGCCCAACUUGUUCUACUAACCCAACACCCACUCUCCGACCCAUUUCUAGUCGACUAUAUAAUGGAUCUACGAACCUCCACAAAUAACGAGUUAAUCACGGCUGAGCACGUUGACCUCUCCUCCCUCCAUUCCAUCCGUGUAUUUGCGACAAAAUGGGUGGAUAAUGCGCCACCCAGACGUUUGGAUAUGAUUGUCUUGUGUGCGAAUACCUUGACGCCGCCGGGUGGGAAACCGAGUGUAACCGACGAUGGGCUGGAGGGCAAUUGGGGACUAAAUUAUAUGGCGAAUUUCCAUUUACUGAGUAUCUUGAGUCCAGCGUUGAGAGCGCAACCGCCAGAUCGGGAUGUUAGGGUUAUAUUUGGGACAUGUAGUAGUUACAUGGCGGGUUCGUUACCUGGUAUUGACUCCCCAUCGGCCGCAUCCAGGUCCAACAAGGAGAAAAAGAGAGAGAAGAAGGACGGGAAGAAAGAAGCCACCACAAUUGCAUUCACCCCUAGCCAAGUCCACGCAACCUCUAAAUUUGCCCUCAUGACCUUCGCGCUCGCCUUCCAAAAACACCUGUCCUCCUACGUCCGCCCAGAUAAAAACCCUAUGAACGCACGCGUCAUCCUCGUCGAUCCAGGCUUCACACGUACCCCUGGUAUGCGGCGCUAUCUCUCUUGUGGUAGUCUCUGGGGUCUGGCGCUCUACCUCAUCCUCUGGCCUUUUUGGUGGCUUGUUCUUAAGAGCCCAGAGUAUGGCGCGCAGACGUUUCUGUAUGCGGCAAUGGAGGCGAAGUACGGAAGGGGCGAGGGAGGCGUGUUUUUGAAGGAAUGUAGGGAGAUUGGAUUUGUGAGGAAAGAGGUAGAGGAUGAGGGAAUGCAGAAGAGGCUGUGGGAGGAGAGUGAGAGAACGGUGCAGGUUUUGGAGAAGGAGGGUGCGAUCAAGAGGGUGAAGCAAAAGAAAGGAGGAGAGACGGCUGGGAAAGCUGCGGUUGGGAAUGAGGGACCGAAGCAGAGGAAGGGGAAAUGA